CUAUUCUGCUGGCUAUCUUGAACUCCGCCGACUUCUCUCUCCCCCCCUCGCCUGCUCAAAGCUAGGGCCUUUCAUGCGACCGCGACACCACCGCCCUCACCGCGGCGGAGGCGCCGGCGCCUCCUCCGCCGGAGCACCCUACUUCCAGCCCAACUACUUUCCUCAAAACCCCAACCCUCAAUACCAAUCCAAUCCCCAAUUCUAUCAACAACAAAGCAAUCCCCGGUUCUACUUCCAAAACCCUAAUCUCCAAAACCCCUUAAUCCAGAACCGUCUCAAUGUUUUCCCUCAAACCCCUAAUUUCCAAAGCCUCUACAUUCAAUCCCAGGCUGCUCCUCCUCCUCAUCGUUCGCCUCAGCCGCAAAAUGCCUCCCUAAACCCUAAGGUGACGGUGGAGAGGGUCGAGAGCGCGGCUGCGAAGGCUCAGAGGGAUCUCGCCACCGCUGGUGAGAAUGUCACGGCCUGGAAAGUCUCGCAGGCCACUCUGGUUUCGUUGCAGGUGGAUUCUUGGAGCGCGGUAGGGUUUCAGCUCCAGGAAGUUCCGACUCUUUGCCGAUUGCUGGCUAUUGAAGGAAAGAUAAAUGCAUUUAUACACUGCUUUGUCGGUGUGCAAAGCAUUACAACUGUAUAUGACUUGGAGGUGGCAAUAUGCAAGAAUGAGGGUAUUGAACGGUUUGAAGAGCUUGGCAUGGGUCCUCUAUCUUGCUACCCUCUUGUGCAACAUUACUUCUUUGUUGGUUCAGAUUCUGUUGAUAUUUUCAAAAUAUCAGCUGAGGACGUUAUAGCUUCCUUGCAUAGCUUCUUGAUGCAGUGCAAGAGGAAAACAGUGUCAGCAGAGGAGUUGUUAGACUUUCUUGCAGAGCAGAAGUCACUUCCACAUAAACAAAAGCUUGGUGUGCGGAUUCAGAACUUGGGGUUGCAUGUAGCGUACAUCCGGCGAGGCGAGCAAUCAGAAAAGACUAUUCUCAAUAAAUCCCUGAAGGGUUUCAAACAUAAGUUGAAAGAAAGGUCUUUCAGAAAAGGACAGACUAAAGGACAAACUAAGAAGAAGAAACGGAAGCGUCGAGAGAAUCAUGAUAAUACUAUGAACAAAUUUAUGAGAAAGGAAGAAAUGAUCGACGUCAAAAGGCAAUCGGAUAGCAUUAAAGAAAUGAUCGACUUCAAAAGGCAAUCGGAUAGCAUUAUUAUUGUUGAUGGUUACAUAGAGGAUUUCUUAACAACAUGGAAAGAAGCUUGUCGAGAACAUUCUGCUGCUGAGGUCCUUGAUAUGAUGAUUAACUUCUAUAUGACAUCAAGCACUGAAAGAAAGAAGAGACAGAUUCAGAUGAUAUUCUCAACCUUGCCUGGUUCUGGAUUGCUAAAUGUUGCUGUAACAUGCAUUAAACGUGGAUUGUUGGACAACAUAUACGAUACCAUUCAAAUCUUUGGUGAUCAUGAUUCUGCCCCUUCAGCUGAAAUUGUAGAGAUCAACCCUUCAAUACAAAAAAGUUCAGCAUCAAAUAAUUCCAAGAACAUCGAUGAACUUGGUUACAGAGUUACUGCUGAUGAUAUCAUUAAGAAUGUCACCGAGUUUUUUAGACUUGAUGUCACAAUGCCUGGUAAAAGAGAAUUAUCUUCUGGGAAAAUAUUUGCAACCUUGAAAAAGCUGUGUGAUUGCGAAACAUGGUUGGCAGCUCAAUACUCGGUCAAGGAAAAUGAAUUCAGUUCUCUUGGCUAUGGAAAUUUCUUUAGCUUUCUGGAACAUCAUGCAUCUCUGCUUCCAACUGAACUGCAUAACUUCCUUAAUGGAAAAUCUCUUGAGCCAUCUCGUGUGGAUGCAUCAAUGCUUCAACAUCAGCUUGGGAUUUUGCUAUCUCAAGCUGAGAGUAAUCUGGUUGACACAGGGAAUAUAUCUAAUUCUGACAUCUCUCUGGUUCUCAAUAAACAAUUCCCAACAGUCAGUUUCCACAUACCGGGUGAUGCACCUGAGAAAUACUUUUUGGACCUUAUUAAGAGGCAGAAAGAUUACAAUAAUUCUACCUGUGUCCUAUACUCCAUAUCAUUAUUGGGGAAACACUCGAUUGGGAACUUGUCGCAUUUCCAGGAAAACCUUCCAUCUAGAGGUAAUUGGACAGACGUUGAAACAGGCCAGCAUAUUUCUUUUCACGGUAAUGCCUCCUCUAAAGAUGCUAUUGACUGCUUACUCAAGGUACCGAUGUUAUCUGAUUUGCUAUCUUGGUCGCACUGGGAUGUCCUAUACGCUCCCUCACUUGGGCCUCUCUCUGAUUGGUUGUUAAAUGAAGUUGAUGCUAAAGAAUUAUUGUGUAUUGCCACAGUGGAUGGAAAAUUUAUUAGAAUUGAUCAAUCGGCUACUGUUGAUGAUUUUUUGGAAGCUAUGAUUCAAAAGUCACCAUUCCAAGUAGCUCUGAAAUUGUUGUCUAUAUUGUCUUUAUAUGGAGGAGUGCACAAUUCUCCUGCAACUCUUCUCAAGUGCUAUGUACAACGAGCAGUUGAUGUCAUAAUGGCAAACUCUACUAAUUCAAUGGAACUAAGGACAAAUGGGGAAGCUUUGAUGCAUAAAAACACAUUGAAAGAGCAAGACACUCGUGAUAAGGUCUCAGCUAUUGGUAUUCAAUCCAUUGGUUCUAAAAAAGCAAAUAAAUCCAUAAACAUUCGCAGUACACUAUCUGAGAAUUUGUGCGGAAUCAAUAACGCUGUUGUUAAUGUUUCUAGAUUUGUCCUUGAGUGCCUUGGCUAUUUGCCUUCAGAAUUCAGGAGUUUUGGAGCCGGUGUCUUGGUCUCAGGGCUUCUGUCUGUUGCUAAAGAUGCACAUUCAGUCGUUUUGCGUGAAUGCAGUCAAACUAGUCAGCGUCUCAUGCUUCAUGAAAUUGGAUUAUCACUUGGAAUAGCAGAAUGGGUUGAUGAUUUCCACAACUUUAGUUCAACAGUUGCUGCCGAUUUGUUUCUCUCCUCUACAACCUUAAAUAGAACUUCAUGCUCAGGGUCAGGUGGAACCUCGAUUCAUGCAAGAGACAAGUGUGAAAAACCUGUAUCUGACAGUUAUAACAUCUCUGACAUUGUGGCUGAUGCUUCACAGGAACAUGUGAACGAGUUGUUUACGGGAGAGAAUGUUGGAGAAAUUGAUCAUACUUUGACGAAUGGUCAUGGGAAAAGCCAAGCUUUUAAUGGUGCAGUAAAUAAGAAUUAUGGUGUUGCUGAAAAUAGCGUAAUCCAAGAUGCAACUUCUAUAAUUGAAUCUAUUCGAAGUGAAGAGUUUGGUCUAGACCCUAAUCUCAAUAAUUCUGACAGCUGCAUGCUAAAGAAGCAGCAUGCUCGCCUUGGAAGAGCAUUACAUUGUCUUUCUCAAGAACUAUAUUCACAGGAUUCACAUCUUCUGCUGGAGCUUGUACAAAAUGCAGAUGACAAUACUUAUCCUGAAGAUGGGGAUCCCACGCUAGUAUUCAUUCUUCAGGAGUCUGGUAUUGUUGUUUUAAACAAUGAAAAGGGGUUCUCUGCUGAGAACAUAAGAGCCCUUUGUGAUAUCGGGAAUUCAACGAAGAAAGGAUCAAGAGCAGGUUAUAUUGGACAUAAAGGCAUCGGGUUCAAAUCGGUAUUUCGGGUUACAGAUGCCCCGGAGAUCCAUUCAAAUGGUUUUCAUGUGAAAUUUGACAUAACCGAUGAUCAGAUUGGUUUUGUUUUGCCUACUGUAAUUCAACCUUGUAAUGUUGACAUGUUCAGGCAGCUAGUAUUUGGCGAAAAUCAUUCAACUGCUGAUACCGAGUGGAACACUUGUGUUGUGCUUCCUUUCAGGUCUACAAGUAAGGUGACAGGGGUGGCCUCCAUAAUGUCCAUGUUUUCAGAUCUUCAUCCAUCCUUGUUACUAUUCCUACAUCGGCUUAGGUGUAUUAAAUUUAUGAACAUGCUCAAUAAGACGCUUGUUGAUAUGAGAAGGGAGAUCCUUGGUAAUGGCAUUAUAAAGGUUUCUCAUGGUCAGGACACAAUGACUUGGCUAGUAAUCAGUAGAAAGUUGUCAGCUAAUCUCAUUCGUUCUGAUGUACAAAGUACAGAGAUAGCCGUUGCUUUCACCCUAGAGGAAUGUGAGAGCGGUGAAUACAAGCCUCAUCUGAGCCAGCAACCUGUUUUUGCUUUUCUUCCACUAAGAAAUUAUGGGCUGAAAUUCAUUCUUCAAGGAGAUUUUGUUUUACCUUCUUCGAGAGAAGAAGUAGACGGAAAUAGUGCUUGGAACCAGUGGUUAUUAACAGAAUUUCCUGCAUUGUUUGUUACUGCAGAGCAAUCCUUCUGUUCUCUUCCUUGUUUUCAGCAAUAUCCAGGAAAAGCUGUGACCACUUUUAUGAGUUUUGUUCCUGUGGGAGGGGAAGUACAUGGAUUCUUUUCCCCUCUUCCUCAGAUGAUAAUUUCUAAAUUGCGUAUGUCAAAUUGCUUACUUUUGGAUGGUCCUGACCUGAGUUGGGUUCUGCCGUGUAGAGUUCUCAGAGGUUGGGAUGAGCAGGUUCGCAUGCUUGUAUCUGAUAGCUUGCUUCAAAAACAUCUUGGUCUUGGAUAUUUGAGCAAGGAUAUUGAAUUGUCUGAUGCAUUAGCAAAGGCACUUGGUGUUCAGGACUAUGGACCCAAAAUCCUAAUUGACAUUAUUUCAUCUCUAUGUUGCUCAAAAGACGGUAUUAUGCCUUUGGGCCUUAAAUGGAUUUCAGCAUGGCUUGGUGUUCUUCAUUUGACACUAUCUACUUUUUCUUCUGGAUAUCAUUCCUUAAAUUCUCGAUUGCAACAUGACAUGAUUAAUUCCCUUAGAAAAGUUCCAUUUGUUCCACUUUCAGAUGGCUCAUACAGUUCUGUGGCCGAUGGUCCGAUAUGGUUACCUUGUGAUGGUUCCAGUGUUGGUAUGGACGAUAAAUACAGUGCCACAUUAUUUCGCAAUCUAUUUGCCAAACUUCGUACUGUCAACCCUCUCCUUCUCUCAGCAGCCAACAACACGUACGAAGAGGCCAAAAACGAUAAUCUUGUGCACAUGUUGUGCAAGAUUGGUGUUCAACCGAUGUCAGCACAUGAAGUCAUAAAAAGCCACAUUUUAGUAGCCUUGUCUAGUGAUAAGUACAAAAAUGAAGAUAGACAUUUGAUGAUUGAAUAUUUAUCAUUCAUAUUGCUUCAUUUUCAAUAUGAUUGUGCAAGAUGUUCCUCUGAAAAGAAAGACAUAAUAUCAGAAUUACAGAAAAGACCUGUAGUACUGACAAACUAUGGUUAUAAAUGUCCAGUCGAUGAGCCAGUUCACUUUGGUAAGGAAUACAAGAAUCCCGUUGAUAUAGAUUUAUUUACUUGUAAUAUGGACAACAAAUGGCUAGAAGUUGAUGUUGCUUAUUUAAAGCAUCCUACUACUCAGUCAUUAUCAUUUGGGGAGAAGAAAUGGAAAUCUUUCUUGCAGGAAUUAGGAGUCACCGAUUUUGUGCAGGUCAGUUGCAUCAAAAGGGAUUUAUCAGAUAUUCCAUAUAUUAUCUCCGGUGUUAUGAUGCCUGAUGAAGACCUUACUAUUGCGGCAUCAUCGGUCAAUGAUUGGGAGUCGCCUGAGUUGUUUUAUUUCCUGUCUACUUUUUCCUCAAGAAGAUGUCGAGAAAAGUGUAUUUACCUUUUGGAAGUUCUUGAUAAAAUGUGGGAUGAUACUUAUAAUGCAUAUUCAAAAAGUUUCCUUGUUUCCAAAACCAAUGAGGGUAAGAGAACCAUCGAAUCUUCUUUCAUGAGAAGUCUCUGUGAGUUUGAAUGGGUAGCAUCUAGCACGGACAAGAAUCUGCACCGCCCUCAAGAUCUUUUCUAUGACUGUAAUGAAGUACGCUCUAUUUUAGGAAAUCUGGCCCCAUAUGCUGUUCCACAGGUAACAAGCAAAUUGCUUCUGAAGGAUAUUGGGCUCAAGACUGAAGUAUCAGUAGAUGAUGCUCUAAAAGUUCUUCAUUCCUGGAAAAUGUCUAAAGCUCCUUGUACGACAAGUAUUCUUCAAAUGUCAAAGUUUUAUGGUUUCAUCUGUGAUGGACUCAUGAAAUCAAAUGUAAAGAUUGAUGAAGAAUUCACAUCAAGUUCUUUCAUAUUUGUUCCAUUUCUCAGUACCUAUAGACACAAUGACGCAUUGUCUGGUAUAUUUUUGUCACCUAAAGAAUUGUAUUGGUAUGAUCCAACUGGUUGUGUGGACAAGGCUAAGGAAUUGCUAGCUUUUUGCUCGUCAACUAAGGACAACGAGUCUGUUCCCUGCAAGGCAUUGGCUACUAUCUACCCAUGCCUUUAUGACUUUUUUGUAAAUGUAUGUGGGGUGCCGAAAACCCCUCCAUUCGGUAAUUACCUUCAGAUACUUUUACAGUUAUCAUCCGCUGCACGACCUUCUCAGGCAGCUCAUGUGGUUUUUCAGGUGUUUGUGAAAUGGGCCAAUGAUCUAAAUUCAGGGUUGAUUAAGUCCAGAGAAAUUCUUGACUUGAAAGAGAAUCUUCUGAAAGUGGAAAAUACAGUGCUUCCAACGUUGCAGGAUAAGUGGGUGUCUCUCCACCCUUCGUUUGGUCUUAUAUGCUGGCCUGAUGAUGAUGAAUUGAAGCACCAAUUUAAGCAUUCUGAUGGUAUUGACUUCUUACACUUUGGUGAACUCAGUAAAGAAGACAAGGAAAAGCUGUGUGGAAGAAUUGCAGCACUAAUGCGUGAUUUAGGUGUUCCUGCUCUUUCAGAGGUUAUUUCCCGUGAAGCAGUAUUCUAUGGUACACAUGACAACAGAGACAAAGCUUCUCUGAUAAAAUGGAUUCUUCCAUAUGCUCAACGUUAUAUUUAUAAGCUCUACCCAGACUUGUAUCUCAGCCUUAAGCAGCUUGGAUUUGAGAAGCUUAGCCAUCUACAAGUAAUUGUAGCUGACAAGUUAUUUUAUAAAAACUAUAUUAAAGGACGAGGGAGCACUUCGAAGAAACGAUUUGAAUGUUGCUGCCUUCUGCAGGGAAGCACUCUGUACACAACCCUUACAGCAGAUUCUCAUUCCAUAUUCUUGGAGCUCUCGCGCUUUUUUUUCGACGGGUCCACUGAAUUACAUUUUGCUAAUUUCCUUCACAUGGUCACAACGAUGGCUGAAUCAGGGUCAACCAGUGAGCAAACAGAAUUCUUUAUACUAAAUAGUCAAAAGGUUCCUAUGCUACCCACUGACGAACCUGAAUGGUGCUUUUCAUCAUUACUGGAACUUCCAAACGCUGAGGAUCCACAGCCAGCCCUUGCUUCCAUGGAUGUUGAUCAUAACACAGCUGAGAAGAAACCGGGCAGCAAUCCAAAUUGGCCACCUACGGGUUGGAAAAAUGCCCCAGAUAUGAGUUAUGCUCAAGCAAAUUAUCACCUCACAAAACCAUGUGGAGCCCCAUCCCUCCACAAAGAUAAAGUAUCCAACAAAGCUCUUGAUGCUAUUCCUCUCACAGAGGAUAUCCCACUACCAGAUGAGAUCGACGGGGAAUGGAUUAUAGAGGAGAGCAAUACUGCACAGUCCACGAUAGGAUUUCAUGACUCCGGAUUGAUGAAUAACCAGUUUAAUUUGUUCAGUUCUGAACCAAACAAUGAUUUGAGUGACCCAUUAUUGGUCUCUGCCCCAGAAAGGGUGAGCCUUUGUUAUCAAACUAAUGAUGGGAGUCGGUUAUGGAAGACUGGAAGAACAGGGGAGGUAGUUGCAUAUAAAUACUUUGUCAAUAAACUUGGUUCUGGAAAUGUGAGAUGGGUUAAUGAAGGAGCUGAGACUGGAUUACCAUAUGAUAUGAUUAUUGGAGUGGAAGGAAGCAGUAGGGAGUAUGUUGAGGUGAAGACCACGAGAUAUGCAAGCAAAGAUUGGUUCGAGAUAUCAGCAAGGGAGUGGCAGUUUGCAGUUGAAAGAGGUGAUUCUUACAAUAUUGCCCAUGUUGUGCUGGGAGCAAAGAAAGCAACAGUUACUGUGCUUAAGAAUCCGUUGAGACUUUGCCAACAAAAUGCAUUGCAUCUUGCUCUGUUGAUGUCAAGGCAAGCGAAAGAUUCGACCGUUGUUACUUAGAACAUGGGAUUCAUUUGAACUAAUGCUUAGUUAAUAAGCUGAGGGGUGAUGAAUGUAGAUUUAGCCAUUGUUUAGGUAUAGAUGGUGAGUGUUCAUCCUACUCACCAUGAGUGUUGUAUUUAUUUUAAUUUUGGAUUUAUAUAGAAAAAUUGUAAAUAACAACCUAUGUGCAGAAUGCAGUGGAUGUUUAAUCAUGUUAAUCUUCCAUCACAUGUGAAAGAUCCUGCUGGACUUGCUCUGCGACUCUACUGUCGGAGGUUAAAACAUUUAUUUAUUAAUCUUCAGCAGGUUAAUGUUGCAGUU
Asparagus officinalis (garden asparagus) is the source of this 8317-nucleotide messenger RNA. RefSeq lists its product as uncharacterized. The record is from RefSeq and is a predicted model, not a curated record. Gene Ontology annotation, biological process: root development; embryo development ending in seed dormancy; leaf vascular tissue pattern formation. NCBI's taxonomy places the organism in Eukaryota, Viridiplantae, Streptophyta, Magnoliopsida, Asparagales, Asparagaceae. The coding region runs from base 74 to 8014 and encodes 2646 amino acids. The transcript is spliced from 16 exons. Gene Ontology annotation, cellular component: nucleus.